Messenger RNA from Gossypium raimondii (Peruvian cotton), 1967 nucleotides. RefSeq names its product probable magnesium transporter NIPA3. Gene Ontology annotation, cellular component: membrane. The transcript has 9 exons. The record is from RefSeq and is a predicted model, not a curated record. The coding region runs from base 548 to 1597 and encodes 349 amino acids. Gene Ontology annotation, biological process: magnesium ion transport. Lineage: Eukaryota; Viridiplantae; Streptophyta; Magnoliopsida; Malvales; Malvaceae. Gene Ontology annotation, molecular function: magnesium ion transmembrane transporter activity.
AAUAGAAGGCUGUGAUGCGAUCCAAGAAGUUUUUGUCUCUCACAGUCACAGCCAAAACAGCUGUUUUUCAUUACUAAUUGCCUCACUACUCAUCCCAUCCAACUCAGCAAUAACUCGUCUUAUCUCACUCCUCCCCUUUCUCUCCUCCUCUAUAUUUUAAGCGCCGACAACCAUUUCUCUCUUUCUUUCAGAUUUUCUUCUUUCCUCAGCUCAGACUUGUCGUUCCUUUCCAAACUCACUCCGCGUCAACCGAGUCAAGAUUCUUUUCCCAACUCACCAUUGUAAAUACUAAUACGCUUUUUCCUCUAUCUCUCUUUUUUUUCUCGACUGAUAUUCCACCUUCGCUCUCUUUUUUUGAGGGCCGAGAUCUGAUAUUUAAAACUGCUCCAAGCUUAUUUUUUUUGGUGAAAUUGGGAAUUUUUUCCAGAUCCAUGGACUCGUUUUUUUAGACUCAGUACGAGUUCAGACCAAAUCGGUGAUCGUUGCCGAGUUUUGGUGACAGAGAAUAUAGUUAUUAGGAUUUUUCAUUUAAGGUAGGGUUAAGAGUAUGGCAGCUGUGCGAAGAUGGAGCGAGGGAAUGUCCUCAGAUAAUAUUAAGGGUUUGGUUUUAGCCAUUUCUUCCAGUUUAUUUAUUGGGGCAAGUUUCAUUGUUAAGAAAAAAGGCUUGAAGAAAGCUGGUGCUUCUGGCGUCAGGGCAGGAGUUGGAGGGUAUUCGUACUUGCUUGAGCCACUUUGGUGGUUUGGCAUGAUAACAAUGGUCGUGGGGGAAAUUGCUAAUUUUGCUGCUUAUGCAUUCGCACCAGCCAUCCUGGUCACUCCUCUUGGUGCACUCAGCAUCAUUAUCAGUGCGGUACUUGCGCAUAUCAUUUUGCGGGAAAAGUUACAUACUUUUGGGAUUCUUGGUUGUGCUUUGUGUGUUGUGGGCUCAACAACAAUUGUGUUGCAUGCUCCCCAAGAACGUCAGAUUGAAUCUGUAACAGAAGUUUGGGAUCUUGCUACAGAGCCAGGAUUUUUGUUUUACACAGCUCUGGUCUUAACAGCUGUCUUUACACUUAUAUUCCACUUUGUUCCACAAUAUGGACAGACACACAUUAUGGUUUACAUUGGAGUUUGCUCUCUCGUGGGCUCCAUUUCGGUCAUGAGCGUUAAAGCACUUGGUAUUGCCUUGAAGUUAACCUUUUCAGGAAUGAAUCAGCUUCUGUAUCCGCAAACUUGGGCCUUUACUUUAGUUGUGGCUUCUUGUGUGAUUACCCAAAUGAAUUAUUUAAACAAGGCGCUUGAUACUUUCAACACAGCUGUUGUUUCUCCUAUAUACUAUGUUAUGUUUACAUCACUGACCAUUUUGGCUAGUGUCAUCAUGUUUAAGGAUUGGGAUAGGCAGACUCCAACUCAGAUUAUAACAGAGAUGUGUGGAUUCAUAACAAUCCUUUCGGGAACUUUUCUUCUUCACAAAACCAAGGACAUGGUCGAUGAUUAUGUUCAAUCAGGUCCAAGUUUGACAACUUCUAUAUCAAUGCGAUCGUUAAAGCAUGAAGAAGAGGAUGGCUUUGAUGAAGGUGUCCCUCUUAAACGGCAGGAUACAUCGAGAAUACCUUAAUCGAAGUUAUAAGUCGUCAUUGCUAUUCCUGCAAAGCUGAAAUAGCUCUUGGGGAGAAAACCCUCGAUACCUCAAUGAUAUUGUAAUUUUUUAUCACCCAACUUAUACCAUCCUAAUUCAUUUUUUUGGAGGUACACAAGAGGAGGUGAGAUUUUCAUUGGCCUUUUUCCAUUUUAUUAUAGUCCCUUUGGCUCCGAGAUGCUAGACUAUAUAGAUUUCAGCUUCUGCCUUGCGUACACUAUCACUCUAUCCCCAGUUGGUUGAUACAGAAGAUAUGGCCAAAUGUAAAAUCUUGAGCACAGUGGUUAAUACAUAUUGUUAUCCUUUUGCUUUAUUAUAUCAACAAUUGGAUGGAAUUUGAAUGCUGAUA